CACGACUUCCAACAAACACUCCAUCUUAAACCUUGCAGCCUCGACAAAUAGACCAGCUAUCGCUUUGCUUGAGUGCAGUGCAGAUGUCGCGCGAACCAACACAACAACAGUUUUCGUGUCGCCGAUAAGUGCGAAUACUCACAUCUUCUGCGCCCAACGCUUUGUUCUGCUACGAACUUCAAGCCUCACCCACCAAAGAUGGCUACCCCGCGCUACCUCACAGCGCAGAAGAUCAGCCUUCUUGUUCUGACUCGUCUUUACUGCAGUUCAAGUCUUCCUUAUUCCGCUACGAUACCCAUACUUUCCUUCAUCUUGUCAAACAAUCUACCCCCAGCACAAUCCAGCGCUCGGCCACAGCGCUCUGCCACUUCCAAUCAACAAGAUACAUCUUUCUCAAUCGAUGCCUUUGAAGAUGUGCUGUCGGAACAUGCGUCAAACAUGCCGGGCAGAACUCUUCUCGAUCUCUUUCUCAAGCACAUGUGGGAAAUGAACUCCUUCGAUGCCCUCCACGCGCUGUUCGACAGUAUCCUGGAUCUGGUUACUCCACCGCCACCCGGCUCACAAGACGAAGAGUCGCUAGAUCGGAUCUAUCUUUCCAAGACAUCUCCUCUUGGAGCGUUCGUCCGUAGGGCACAUCUGGAGUUUACAAGGCUACAGUUUGAUGAUUCGAUGAAGCUCUGGUCUUCGUUCAUCAGGUACAGGGCCCCAACAGCCCAAUGGACAAAGAGGUUGGCUGGCCUCGCGUCAGGUGGCGUGGACAUGGUGGUGUCUGAGAUGGGCCUGCAAGGUGGCGAUGAUGUGUAUGAGAUCGCGUACGGACAUCUGGAGGAGGAUCAAGAGCAGGGUGCGGGUAUGAGUCUGAAUGAUCUGGACCGGAUACUGGAUUUCCAACUCGACCGACUUCAGAGAUUUGGAGACCGCGUUCCUGACGAGAUGAAGGGCCAGCUCCGUAGUAUGGUCAGCUCGUCGGGCAUAGUGCAUCGGCAAGCGCAUCUCGUGCAGUUCUUCGAUGCCUGGAAAGCAGGAGACUACACGUCUGCGUUUGACAACCUACACCGAUACUACGACUAUGCCAUGCAGACGCGAGAGAAAAUUCACUACCAGUAUGCGCUGCUACACAUGGCUAUCCUACAAGCCGACUUUGGCUGUUUUGGUGAAGCAAUUGCUACCAUCAAUGAGACAAUCGCCACAGCACGAGAGAAUCAGGACAUGACUUGCCUGAGCUUCAGUCUUAGCUGGCUGAAUCAUAUGGCAAAGGCCUACCCCAAACAGAUGAAGGGUGUUGGUUACAUGAGUAUGCUGGGAACUGAAAGGGAUGCGUUGACAUUUCUGAAAACCAAAGCCAAGGAGGCCAGAAUGUACAGUCUGCUCAGUGCAACUUUACUAAACGAGGCAAAGUUAUCUCUAACAAUGGGCGAUUCUAUACCCCGAGCACUAGAACACAUCUACCAGUCCUCACACCUUAACAUCAAGGAGAAUGUCAACAGUUACGGUAGUCAGAUGCUGCUGACAGCGACCCUUUAUCAGCGACUCGGCAUCCCGCAUCUCGCCAACAUCCAUUGUGAUCUUCUUCUCGAUUGUUACUCACACUCCUGUCCGAUCGAAGAACGUCUCCGUGCUAUUGGUCGCCGAGCUUUCGUCAUAAGCCAGAGCGGCCGCUAUGAUGAGGCCAUCAAGAUGCUCGAAGCUGUCGACCCCUCAGUGUACAAAUCACUAAAAUUCCAUCAAUUCCUGGUACUUUGCAUUGGUCUUAUCAAGCUCAGGAGAGCUAUCCGAAGAUCCGACUGGUCAACCGCUUCCCAUCUGCUUGAGACACUCAAGCCUUCAGCCACACCCUCCAUGCCCUCUCUCGACCCGGAACUCUCCUUUCUUCAACACGAAACCUAUAUCGACUACCUUAUUUCCACAUCGCAGUUUCCUCUCGCCUACCAAUGUAUUUCUUCACUUGCUCAAUCUCUCAAAGAAGACAACGCAGAUGUUCAGCAGCGUAUCUCGGUUCUUCUAAUGCAAGCAGAGCUGUGGAGAAGAGUGGGUAGACCAGAGAGGGGCUUCAGUGUAGCGCUCCGAGCGGCGAGUGUUAGUUUCAGGACACGACUUGCAAGCUCGCUGUGGACUGCGGUGGGAUGUCUAGGUGCAAUAUUGAAUACGUUGGGAGAGUAUCGAGAAGCGAAGAGAUUGAUCGAGGCUGUGUUGCCGCAGGCAUUGGAAGGCGCAGAUACUAUGCUUACAGGCACUCUCUAUUCACACCUAGCAGACUCGUGUAUGGGCCUUGGUAAUCCCGACGCGUCGCCGCCAACUUCUAAUACUGGAUCCCAACGCCCCUCGACACCCAAAGCAGGCGAGCAAGCAUCAAAUCGCACUUGUUCUGGCAAUAUUACCAAAGCGGAACUCUACGUCGAUCGGGCGACGGAAUGCUUCAAGAAAGCGGCAUAUUUGGACGGGGAGUGCGAUCAGUUGAUGAAAAAGGCGAUUAUUGCAAAGUUGAGGGGUGAUGAAAAAGUGGCAGAGGAAUGGGCUAUGAGACAUAACCUCGUUUGGGAUGAGGGUUAUGGAUCGCAAGAGAUGUGAGAUUGACUACCAGUAGAAUUUGUGUCACAGUCAACAAUGCAGACACAAAGGAAAUGUAUUGCUGGUCUACUCUCAGCUUGCGCUCGUUGUGCUAUAUACACAUCCAACCCCACACUUGGUCUAGAUGCUGGCUCGACUGUUUCUUGAUAUCAAUGUUUGAAAGCGUGCCGAGUAAGCGUUUA
This is a messenger RNA of Alternaria alternata, 2750 nucleotides long. RefSeq lists its product as hypothetical. NCBI's taxonomy places the organism in Eukaryota, Fungi, Ascomycota, Dothideomycetes, Pleosporales, Pleosporaceae. Bases 199 to 2568 code for a protein of 789 amino acids. Gene Ontology annotation, molecular function: protein binding. Gene Ontology annotation, cellular component: anaphase-promoting complex. The transcript is spliced from 4 exons. The record is from RefSeq and is a predicted model, not a curated record. Gene Ontology annotation, biological process: protein K11-linked ubiquitination; positive regulation of mitotic metaphase/anaphase transition; anaphase-promoting complex-dependent catabolic process.